Molecule: messenger RNA, 1841 nt
Organism: Lucilia cuprina (Australian sheep blowfly)
Lineage: Eukaryota; Metazoa; Arthropoda; Insecta; Diptera; Calliphoridae
Gene: bic
Product: transcription factor BTF3 homolog 4
Exons: 2
Coding region: 160-690 (176 amino acids)
Cellular component (GO): nascent polypeptide-associated complex; cytosol
Source: RefSeq, a predicted model, not a curated record
UGCUAGAAUUACGUUUUACACCAACAAAUACGGUGUAUUUUUGCUAGACUAAUGACUGCUAGAAUUUUUUAGCAUAAUGGCGAUUUCUUUUUGACAGUUGACUCUACUUUUGGCGCACGUGUUUUCUCACGCACCGUCCUCAAAAAAUCAAAUAAAAAUAUGAAUGCCGAAAAAUUGAAAAAGUUACAAGCGCAAGUGCGCAUUGGUGGUAAGGGUACUCCUCGUCGUAAGAAGAAGAUCGUACACUCCACCCCCGCUACAGAUGAUAAGAAAUUGCAAUCAUCAUUGAAGAAAUUAUCGGUCAACACCAUACCCGGCAUUGAGGAGGUCAACAUUAUCAAACAUGACGGUACCGUCAUCCAUUUCAACAAUCCCAAGGCUCAAGCUUCAUUGCCCACCAACACCUUUGCCAUUACUGGCCAUGGCGAGAACAAGUCGAUUUCUGAAAUGUUACCAGGUAUUUUAACACAAUUGGGUCCCCAAGAUAUUACACAAUUGAAAAAGAUUGCCAGUGAAUUGGCCAACAAGAGUGGUGCCGCCGCUGCUGGUGCUGCCGGUGCCGCCGCCAAUGCUGGUGACGAUGAUGUACCCGAUUUGGUAGAAAAUUUCGAAGAAGUCGCUAUUGGUGCCGCUAAACCCGCUGAGACUGCUGAAGCUGCCAAAAAACCAGAAGAAAUUCCAGUGGCUUAGACGCGAUAGGUUCUUUUUUCAUUAGAGGGGGAUGUUAUUUAAAACAAAACAAAAAACCAUUAUUUUUACUAUAUUAUAUAUACUUAUAAAAUUUAAACAACCUUUUUAUUAUUAUAAUAUCUACUACCACAUCCGUUGAGUGACUUAAACGUUAAAAAGUAUGCCACCAAGUUACAUGUGUGUGUGCAAGUCUGAUGGAUGUAAAGGAUGUUUAUACAUAUAAAAGCGUUGCUGCAUAAAGGGGGGUUUCAACACACAAUUCAUAUUUCUUCUGUUUGGAUGAAAUGAAGGAACGAUGACGAAGAGACGGUGAUUUUCUGGACUUUUUAACAACAAACGGAUGAAUGUUUUUGUUUAAUUGGGCGUUAAGUAGUAAGCAUGAUUUACUAUCUAAAUCAACUAUUUUUAAAACUUAAUCAUAUAACAACAAUAAGCUUAAACAAAUAAUAGUAAGAAGAAAUUUGUUAAAUUGAAUGAAAACUUUAAAAAAACAAACAAGUGUAGUACACAACAAAAUACAAUACAAAAAAAUAUUAAAAGCUAAGGAGAUUUCCUUUAACCAAAAGAAAAGAGAAUCUCCUUAAAAGAAAACAAAAACACCCACAUGUUUAGCAAAUUCUUAAUACCAUUAAAAAACAAACAAAAACAUCAUACAAAAUCAUCAUCACUUCAGUUUAAUUUAAGGGGGAUUAUAAACACCAUCAAUAGCUGUUCGUAGCUACCCCAGGGGUUCACAAGACUAUGAAUAAUUCCAUUUAAAGGCUUUCCAAUUUCAAAACAUUGCCAUGUUAGAGAAAUGAAAAUGCAGGCUUAAGGCAUAUAUAUAUAUUUUCAUAAAAUUGUUUUUAAAUGUUAAUGUUAAGAGAAAAAUUGGUCUAGUCUAUUAAUUCAAUUCAAAACUUAUGUAAUCAACAACAGAAAUAGACUUUAUUACUUCCCACAAUACAAAACCCCUUGGAAAAUAACCACAAAACACCAAACAAACCAACCAACCCUUCUAUAUAUAAAUUUUAUAAUUUAGCUAUUUUAUCAUCAUCGUACUUCAUAACUAUUUGUUCAUUUCGGAAGCUUCAAUACUUUUACCUCUACCACUUUAUUACAAUUAUUUUUUAUAAAUUAAAACCAGAAAAUACAAUAUUGGAACAAAAAAA